AUGGCCACAAUCAAGGCCAUCGAAGGCCGUUCAGUACACCAGAUUCAGUCUGGCCAGGUUAUUGUUGACCUGCAGUCCGUCUGCAAAGAGCUUGUCGAGAACAGCAUCGAUGCAGGCGCCACUGCCAUCGAGGUGCGCUUCAAGAACAAUGGGCUCGAUUCUAUAGAAGUUCAGGAUAAUGGUGCAGGCAUCGCACCGGCCGACUACGAGACCAUCGCACUCAAGCAUUAUACCUCUAAGCUGGCUACUUAUGACGAUUUGUCCUCCCUCCAGACAUUUGGUUUCCGUGGCGAAGCUUUGUCGUCGCUAUGCGCCCUCUCGCAUUUUCAUAUUGUCACCGCACGGGCGUCGGAUGGACCAAAGGGCACAAAGCUCGAGUUUGAGCAGUCAGGCAAGCUGAAAGACACAUCUGUGGUGGCUGCGAAGCAGGGUACAACCGUUGUGGUCGACACGCUCUUCUACAACCUUCCCGUAAGGCGGAAGGAGCUCGAAAAGAAUAUCAAAAGGGAGUACAACAAGGUUCUGCAGCUACUGAAUGCAUACGCAUGUAUUAGCGUAGGCAUCAAGUUCUCUGUGAGCAACAUGAUGCCCAAGGGAAAGAAGACAAUAGCAUUUUCUACGAACGCAAACCCCAGCACGAAAGAAAACAUCUCCAAUGUCUAUGGAGCGAAGACAAUUGCCGCACUGAUACCUCUCAACCUCAGCUUCGAACUAGACCCCUCAGCACAGCCCGGUGCCACUCAAAGUGCGAAAAACUGGAGCACUCAGGAAGACCCUGGCUCAAGCACCGUGAGAAUAGAGGGCCAUGUAUCGCGUCCUGUGGUAGGCGAAGGCCGACAGACGCCUGAUCGCCAGAUGUUCUUCGUCAAUUCGCGGCCUUGCAACCUACCACAAGUGGCCAAGGCCUUUAACGAGGUCUACAAGUCGUUCAACAUCACGCAGUCACCCUUUGUCUUCGCCGAUAUCAGACUUGAUACAAACGCAUACGACGUCAAUGUGAGCCCAGAUAAGCGGACAAUCAUGUUGCACAAUCAAACAAUGCUACUCGAGAACCUUAAGAAUGCCCUUCUUGAGUUGUUUGAAGGUCAGAAUCAGAGUGUACCACAAGCUCAACUUCUUGGCAAGAAACCAAUAACAUCAACGUUCAAACCACCUACUAUACAGAAUCGUACCAGCACACGUUCAAUAGACGAGGACCAGGAAAGCGAAACAGAGAACAUGGACAGCGUUCCAGAGGCAAUAACAAGGAGUGCUAAUGUAGCUUCUCCGCUAGAAAGCCCGGAUACACCUGGUGCAAAUACUCAUCCAGGCUUCGUCAAAGCAAGUCUCAUUGAACGCUUUGCCAGUCAGGAUGCUCAGGAUGGAAACAUUCGUUCGCAUCAAGCAAGAAAGAACAGCCCUUUCCCAGAGCCUUGGAAAACCAUUGAGCAAAAGACAGUCCCCGUAAUCACUAAACAGCACUCUGUUGCCGAGGAAGCUCUUGAAUUGAGCAAAACACUUGAUAGUAGAUCUCUAUCCCCCAUAUCUGAAACGGAACAGCCGGCUUCAGAUGUCUCAAUACGUCUUUCACAACCUCCCAAAGCUGUGCAAGAUUUUAAUGCUCGUAUAGCAUCACAGCAGGCUCAUCGUGCAAAAUUACCUGCGGCACCGUUGCGCACAUCAGUCGAGGAAGAGACGGAACCUCCUAUUUCAACCGUGAAGCAAACAACCCACAAGGCUCUUUCUCAGAGUAGCAUCCAGAAUGCCUUUGAUCGUAUGCGACCAAUGCGAACGCCUGUCCAGCAAGCUACAAUCACAAUAGGCGAUGCCACAACUGUUUCCACAAUUGGCACAUCGAGCCAGACUCUAGCUUCGAGGCGUGAGAGAGUCUAUUCUCCUAAAUUCUCAUUGUCAGGCAAACCUUUGAACCAGACUCCCAAGAAAUCGUUCCGAAAAGGGUUAACUGGAUUCGCAGCGCCAGGGACACAAAUCGAGAGCAGCGAGGAUGAGGAUGCUGGCGGACGUGAGGAUGUACAAGACAGUAGUAUGGUCGAUAUCUUAGCAGGUUCACCAUCGCCACACAAGCGACUACCACCCAAAGCCUUUGAAGCGCCACGUGCUGAUGACACAAUGGAGUCUUCAAGCACUCCGUUGAACCCUCAGAUAAAGACAGAAGAUGAGCCUAGUGAAUCUGAUAUGGAUGUCGUUCAAGAAGACAUGGAGGUACGCCCUGAUUUAGAAGAAUCAGAUGACGAAUACAUCGACGAGACAGAGAAGAAAGCACGAGAGGAAGCAAAAGUUGCGCAAAUGAUUGCAGAGGCCGAAGAGGCUGCUGCUCAACCUACGCAGGUAAACCUCAAGCGAGCAAGCAAACUCUUCAAGGCCACGCAAAAGAAGUACUGGACCGUCCAUCUUGAGCGUGUCGUCGAAACGGACAUUGAAACAAUCAGACGACAGCUUCGCAACAUCGAACCCAUCGGUCAGUCGGUACCGUCCAAUCUGAACGAACUGAAUAGUCUCAGCCCGGAGGCUGGUCCUACCCAAGAAGAUCCUGAAGAGCGCCUCAGCCUCACUGUGACCAAAUCCGACUUCAGUGAAAUGCGCAUCAUCGGCCAAUUCAACUUGGGCUUCAUCAUCGCCGUGCGCCCUCCAACCACUACAUCCCCAACCUCCGACCUAUUCAUCAUCGACCAGCACGCCAGCGACGAAAAAUACAAUUUCGAGCGCCUCUCCGCAACAACAACGCUUGUUUCCCAACGUCUCGUGCACCCGCACCCCCUCGAACUCACCGCCGUAGAAGAAGAAAUCAUCCUAGCAAACCAGCACGCACUCACCGCAAACGGCUUCGUCGUCGAAAUGAACACCAACCCCAAUAACGCCAACGACAACAACAGCCAAGACGAAGCCGGCCAUCGUGCAAAACUCACCGCCCUCCCCAUGUCAAAAGAAGUCACAUUUUCCCCAACCGACCUCGAAGAACUCCUCGCCCUCAUCUUGGAUAAUCCCCCUUCCUCAUCCACUUCAACUUCCCCACACAUCCCACGGCCCUCCAAGGUCCGUAAACUCCUCGCUAGUCGCGCCUGUAGGAGCAGUGUCAUGAUUGGCAAGACGUUGCAGCCCCCGCGCAUGCGCGAGAUUGUAAGGCACAUGGGCAGCAUGGAUAAGCCGUGGAGUUGUCCCCAUGGUAGACCGACGAUGAGGCAUUUGUUUGGUCUUGAGAAGUGGGUGGGUUGGAAGGAGGGGGAUGGGGUUUUGGGCGUUGAUGGGCUGCCUCGGGAGACGGAUUGGGCGGCGUUUUUGGAGGGGAGGGGGGGUGGCUGA
Plenodomus lingam JN3 is the source of this 3300-nucleotide messenger RNA. RefSeq lists its product as uncharacterized. The record is from RefSeq and is a predicted model, not a curated record. Lineage: Eukaryota; Fungi; Ascomycota; Dothideomycetes; Pleosporales; Leptosphaeriaceae. Gene Ontology annotation, biological process: mismatch repair. Gene Ontology annotation, cellular component: MutLalpha complex. Gene Ontology annotation, molecular function: ATP binding; ATP hydrolysis activity; mismatched DNA binding.